This is a messenger RNA of Spinacia oleracea (spinach), 708 nucleotides long. RefSeq lists its product as uncharacterized. The transcript has a single exon. The record is from RefSeq and is a predicted model, not a curated record. Lineage: Eukaryota; Viridiplantae; Streptophyta; Magnoliopsida; Caryophyllales; Amaranthaceae. The coding region runs from base 1 to 708 and encodes 235 amino acids.
AUGGUGCACUCAAAAUCCUCGUCUGCCUCUGAUGACGAGGCCAUACUGACCCUUCCUCCUCCUCCUCCAACCACCUUCCACCCAGCCUUUGCCGUUAACAACAUCAAGAACGCCAUACCCACGGUUCUUGAUCAAGAAACCUGUCACUAUGCGGCGUGGGUGGAGUAUUUCCAAAUUCAUGUGUGUGCGUUUAACGUCAGUGAUCACAUCGAUAUUACUGUCCCCAAACCCACAGAUGUUGAUGACCGUACAUGGACGAGGCUAGACGCAAUUGUAAAGCAGUGGAUUUACGGCACAAUCUCUCAAGACCUUGCCCAUACAAUCAUGAAAUCCGGAGCAACGACAUACCAAUUAUGGAAAAGAUUGGAGGAUUUAUUUCACGACAAUAAAACAACCCGGGCAGUUUACUUGGAGGAUCAGUUCACAAACACAAAACUGAUCGAUUUCGCCAAUACAACUGAAUAUUGUCAACAAAUCAAGCUUCUUGCCGACCAAUUAGCGGACGUAGAUAAUCCGAUCUCGGAAAAACGGAUGGUGUUACAGUUGGUCAAGGGGUUAGCAAAGGGUGAGUAUGACACAAUAGCAACCAUGAUUCAGCAAAGGGCCAAUCAAGACGACAGCCUCGACACAGCACUCGUUUCCCCACAACCACCGUCGUCCGGCAACGGUACGGCAACCCAGCCGCACAAUCAGCCACAAACCGGCUGA